AUGGAUCAAAGUCAAGGACGAGGAGACGAGUGGGAUCAGUGUUAUGUUCUAUAUUUUCCUCUAUCUCUUUAUCACCCAAACCGAAUCCUCUUAGUUACAGUUCAUCACAUGCUGUAUCCUAUAACAGUGGAUGUGCUGUUCCAAGUGUUUUCUCCCCAUGGAUCUGUGGAAAAGAUUGUAACAUUUCAGAAGUCAGCUGGCUUUCAAGCUCUCAUCCAGUUUCAAUCACGUCAGAGUGCUGUUAAUGCAAGAACUACACUUCAGGGGCGCAAUGUUUAUGAUGGUUGCUGUCAGCUGGACAUUCAGUUCUCAAACCUUGAUGAAUUACAAGUGAACUACAAUAAUGACCGUUCAAGGGACUUCACAAACCCAAAUCUCCCUACCGAGCAGAAGGGCAGACCUUCACUACCUGGAUAUGGUGAUGGAGGAAAUAUGUAUGCUGCUCAAGGUUCUGGAGGCAGGGCAGUUGGAUUUCCACAGAUGGCAAAUGCUGCAGCGAUUGCAGCUGUCUUCGGGGGAGGUUUGCCUCCUGGAAUAACUGGGACAAACGACAGGUGUACAGUUCUUGUAUCAAAUCUUAAUUCUGAUCGAAUUGAUGAGGAUAAACUAUUCAACUUGUUCUCUUUUUAUGGGAAUAUUGUGAGAAUUAAACUUCUCCGAAAUAAACCAGAUCAUGCACUUAUCCAGAUGGGUAAUGGUUUUCAAGCUGAAUUGGCUGUACACUUUCUGAAGGGAGCCGUGUUGUUUGAGAAACAAUUAGAGGUCAACUUCUCCAAGCAUCCAAACAUAAUCCAAGGUGCUGAAACACAUGAAUAUGUCAGUUCAAAUCUCAACCGUUUCAACCGUAAUGCAGCCAAAAACUACCGGUAUUGCUGCUCCCCAACAAAGAUUAUCCAUUUGUCCACACUCCCACAAGACAUCACUGAGGAGGAGAUUGUGAGCCUUGUAGAGGAGCAUGGAACCAUUCUCAACAGCAAAAUCUUUGAGAUGAAUGGGAAAAAACAGGCUCUGGUUCAGUUUGAGAAUGAGGAGCAGGCUACUGAAGCCCUUGUGUGCAAGCAUGCCAGCACACUUUCUGGCUCAAAGUUCUCUCGCUUGCAACGCAGGCAAGCAGGUGUGAACGGGGAAAGUUGCAGCGUGAAGUCAUAUUUCAAUGAAUUGUUCACGGUUAUCUAUGAGUAG
Molecule: messenger RNA, 1182 nt
Organism: Sphenostylis stenocarpa
Lineage: Eukaryota; Viridiplantae; Streptophyta; Magnoliopsida; Fabales; Fabaceae
Source: the annotation of a GenBank genome assembly